Messenger RNA from Eublepharis macularius, 4142 nucleotides. It is a transcript of the gene RNF149, whose product is annotated as ring finger protein 149. NCBI's taxonomy places the organism in Eukaryota, Metazoa, Chordata, Lepidosauria, Squamata, Eublepharidae. The record is from RefSeq and is a predicted model, not a curated record. Bases 36 to 1250 code for a protein of 404 amino acids. The transcript is spliced from 8 exons.
AGCAGAGGGCGGGCCACGUUGUGUGGCCGGGGACCAUGUUACUGAUGCGGCGUGUGGCGCUGCCGUUGCUGCUGCUGCUGGCGGCCACGGGAUGCCCGCGUGCGGCCUGGUCGCUGGUGUGGUACACGGCUUGGGUGAGCACGGUAUACACCGAGCCCGGCACCAACCGCACGGUACAGGGGAGCGCCGAGAGCGGCCGCUACGGGGACGGCUCGCCCAAGGAAAGCGCGCAGGGCCUGGUGGGCAUCCCCCGUGGCUCCGGUACCCGUCACAUGGAAGGCUGCGCCUCGGACAUCGAGUACGAGGUGCCCAUGCCGCCCGGCGCCAAGCGCGGGUCCUCAGCGGGGACUCCUCCCUCCUGGAUCGCUUUGGUGGCCCACGGCGGAUGCAAGCUGAAGGACAAAGUCGCCAACGCAGCGAGGAAGAGGGCGGCCGCCGUGGUAGUCUACAACCAGCCCCAGUUUGGGAACUCUACCCUGAGCAUGCCGCACCUCGGUACUGGCAAUACAGUGGUAAUUAUGGUUGGGUAUCCAAAAGGAAUGGAGAUCUUGGAGCCAGUGCGAAGAGGGAUUCCAGUGAAAAUGACAAUUGAUGUUGGAAAUCGGCACAUACAAGAAUAUAUCAGUGGACAGUCAGUUGUUUUUGUAGCUAUUGCGUUCAUCACCAUGAUGAUUAUAUCUUUAGCAUGGCUUAUAUUUUUUUAUAUACAGCGUUUCCUCUAUACUGGAACACAGUUUGGAAACCAGGGGCACAGAAAAGAAAUCAAGAAAGCAAUUGGCCAGCUGCAGCUCCACAUUGUGAAGCAUGAAGAUAAGGGGUUAGAUAUCGAUGCUGAAAAUUGUGCUGUGUGUAUAGAAAACUAUAAACCAAAAGACACAGUUCGAAUUCUGCCAUGCAAACAUAUAUUUCAUAGAACAUGCAUUGAUCCUUGGCUUUUGGAUCACAGAACGUGUCCAAUGUGCAAACUAGAUGUUAUCAAAGCCCUAGGAUGCUGGGGAGAACCUAAAGAUUUACUUGAAGUUGCAGUGCCUGAAUCAAUAAGUGGUAGCAUAUCAGUUGAAAGCUGGAGUAUUACUGUACAAGAAGAAGAGAGAAAUGAACUAAGCAACAUACCAGCACCCCCCAAUCUUGAAUCUACAUUAAAUUGUAGCAGAUUAAAAGAAGAUGUAGCUGAAACAACAGCAUUACUUGAAAUUGAUGGCAGAGAUGGCCAGCUUGAAGAAUACCUGUCCAGUGGAAAUUCUCAAUGAAAGCUUUAAACUGAAAUGUGAGAGCUACAGAUCUACUUUGUUUUUAUUUAAACGGUACAGAAAUGUGUUGAGCCUAUGAAAUGUUUUACAUUUCUAGUUCAUGUUCCAGAAGGGCAAGUAGCUAAAUUUUAUGUUUAAAUAUAUUUAGGGAAACUCUCCUACAAAAACCAGUUACACUCACAUCACUUUUGUCCAGAAGUGAUUGAGCGGUACCAGUGGACUGGGAUAAAACCAAUAUGAAAUCUGUGGAUGAUGUAAAAAAUUAUUGGGGACGGGAGAUUGAUCUGAUGCUUUUGAGCUGGUUGAUCUUUUCCCAGGAGUAUUGGAAAGCAGGUUCCCUGCUUUCACUUGAUUUCUGUUCCUUUGUAGGAUCAAAAUCAAAGGGAAGGAACAUGAAUGAUUUCUUAAGGAACUGAGAAGGAAAAUACCCUUCUGUAAAGAACAGGAAGCUCAAAAUGUAUGACAUAAUGUGUUCUUAUCUCAGAAAGCUCCUACAGACACAGGUGAGACCUGGGAGGAAUAUACAGGCUAAUAGACAAAUGGCGGGUUACUGUAUUACAAGUAGCAUGCAUUUGUAAACCUGUAAUGUUUUGUAAACUUUUUUUGUUUAAAAACACCAGACUACUCAAGUGGCUAACCAUAUACUGGCUGAGAAAAUUAGUCUAGAAGAGACAAACACUUAGGUUGUGCUACAGAGUUAAGUUUCAUGGUUGAAGUUACUUCUACGUUGUCUUGGGUAGACAGAUCAACUGCAUUGUACUGCCUUAAUAUGCUGUGUAUGGAGAGUUAUUUAAUACUGAUGCAAGUUACCUCAGCUCUUAAAUGAGUAAAACUGAAGUAGAAAGUUCAUGUCUGGAAAUUAUUUAUUCUAUUUAUAAAAUCUCAUUGACUCAGAUAUAUGCAUCUUUUCCCCAUUAAUUGCUCAUUAGUUACUUUUGCAUUUUCUGUAUCUGAACGCAGCGUUGGGAUUAUUGUGGAGACCUGCUGUAAAAGUGUACAAAAACAAAACUAAUGGGUUCUUCCCAUAAAAACUUUGAGGUAAUCAUUAGUUCUGUUCUUGUUCUGUUGCUGGAUUAGCAGCAUUGUGCCUUUUAUAUAAUGGCUGGAAAGCAUUAUGUAUGAAGUAUAUGAAACUAAAAAAAUACCACUGAUACUUAAUUUCCUCUGUUUUAGGUAAUGCCAUAAAAUUUUGUGUGUGUGUAAUAUAUAUGUAUUAAAUACUGAAAGUAUGUUCAGGAUUUUAGUAUUCCCACCAAUGAAUGUAUGUUGUAAAGUUCACACAUUGCUGAAGACUGCCCAAAAUAGACAUUUGUAAGGUGCUCUGUGGAAUACAUAUUUUAAAAUGCAUAUUUUCUAAAACUGGAAUAUUUAAUGUUCCAAGAAGAAAAGUAUUUCAAAUAUGGAAAGGCAGGAAACUUUGUAAUCAUCCGCUUUUGUUGAACAAAUGACUUGCUGUAAACAUGUAUGUCUAAAAUACCCUGAAGAGCUUGCCAUCACUUCCUGUAGGAAAGCAACUCUGCCACAGGUCAACUGUAAAAAAUUUACUUCUGCAAUGUCUCCACCUUGCCGCGAGCACUUAAUGGAAUGGACUGUGCAUGGACUGCUAGAUAUGUCAGUAUUGAUGUUGGCUUUCAAAGAUGAACUGUCUUUGAAUUGUUCAGAAUCUGAUGUUUCCGUGAAAUCCUCAGCACAAAGAAAAGCAUUAACUACAAUUUUUAAAAGGAUGACUUUAGCUUAAUAUGCAAGAACUGAGAGGAAGUUCUCUGAUGCAUUGGAAGCCUCCGUAUCUUAUCUAAUAUUUGCAGUGCAGAGCUGCCUAUGGAGACUACAGUGGGGUAUUUGGGACUCAGUCACACAAGCUCUGUUGAGAUAUUCAGACUGCUAUCAGUUUUUGAAGUCAUCUGCAUACAUGCUAUAUAGAAAAAAUUAUUCUUGUAUAGGGCAAGAUCACUUCUUCCCCCUGCUAUAUUGUUUUCAGAAAGCAUUCCUUACAUGAGGGGCUCCAUCUACAUUUCUAUACCAGUUUGGAUGUAGUGCUGCUAGCUACUGUUUAAUAACCACAGCCCCAUUCACUGAGCUACAGCUAAUGCUGCCCUAAGCUUGGUUCUUCUUUUUUCAAAGAAGCCUAAGUACAAAAAUGGACAUUCACAUGGUAUAGAUUUUGUUGUAAGAUACUAGGUUGUUAAUGUCAAUUGCAAGUACAAUUCUCUAAAGAACUGAAAAGGCUUUUGUCAGGACAAAACUAAUCUUUAUUUUUAACUUCAGGAGGAUCUUUUGAUGCACAAAAAUGAAAUAUGCUGUUAAUAAUAGUGUGCUUAUAUACUGCCCUUCUGUACAGGUUAUGUCGCAGAAGUAAGCUAUGGGGCUGUUACUGAAAUUCAUGCGUGUAUUUAAUUAUUAAAAAAAAAAUAAAAGUUGGUGUUGGCCUGUUUUUAAAAAGUUGCUAUUUUCCUGUAAACAAUUAUUCUGAAGUUUUACUCAGUUAAAACAAUAGGUUAUACCAGCUUCUCUAGUGCGAAGAGUCCCCUUAUGUCCACUGAAAGGGUAACACUGGAUCUGAGACUUUAGUAGAAGGAAGGGAUUACUUCACACCAUUGACCACAGGGAAGUUUGUAUCAGACCAAGUACUUAAAACUGUGUGAUAUGGAUGGUGUUGGAACUUUUUAAAGUUACUUUCUGCAGAAAUGGUCUACUCAUCCACUAAUAGCUAAUAGAGGCUUGUACUAACAUAGCACCCAAGGGAGACAGAUGGUGGUGGUGGUACAUGUUACCACCUCUUGAGAAUUGGGCUGAGAGGGGAGAAUAUCAUGAGUGUAAGCACUUUUUUAAAAGAAAAACUCUGUGAACAGUUGUAUUAACUUGAGAAGAUUUUACAUCCAAAUAGUGUGGGAU